AUGUGCACUCUAGAGAAACGAGGAAACAUCUUUAUCCUGACAUUAACCGGCAACGAUGAGCACAGGCUGAACCCAACACUCCUCGACUCAAUCAGAUCAGCACUCCACCGCCUCCGCUCCGAACCCACCUCCCCUUCCACCGUUUUGAUCACCACAGCACACGGCAAGUACUUCUCCAAUGGCUACGAUCUUUCCUGGGCCCGAUCCACAACAUCCCAAUCCACCACUCUAUCUCGCUACAAGAUGAUGUCAUCAAAACUGCGCGAAGUUGCAUCCGAUCUUGUUUCCCUUCCCAUGCCGACGAUUGCAGCUAUCACGGGCCACGCGUCGGCAGGAGGGAUGGUCUUUGCCUUGUGUCAUGAUUAUAUGAUUAUGAGAAGAGAUAGAGGGUUUUUGUAUAUGAGUGAGUUGGAUAUUGGGCUUGUGGUGCCUGCUUGGUUUAUGACGUUGAUCGAGUGUAAAAUUGGGGAUGCGAGGGUGAGGAGGGAUAUACUUUUGAAGGCGGCGAAAUGGACAGCGGAGAUGGCGGUGGAGAAAGGGAUUGUGGAUAUGGCGUGUGGGAGUGCGGAGGAGACUGUGGAGGCGGCGAUUGGGUUAGGGGAGGAGUUGUUUAAGAGAAAGUGGGAUGGACAAGUGUAUGCUAAGAAUAGAAUGGUUGUUUUAGGUGAGGUUUUGGAUACGUUGGUGUCUGAUGAGACUGUUGGGGAGGAAAAUGGGAAGAGAAGUAGAUCAAAAUUGUGA
Messenger RNA from Dovyalis caffra, 741 nucleotides. The record is from the annotation of a GenBank genome assembly. Lineage: Eukaryota; Viridiplantae; Streptophyta; Magnoliopsida; Malpighiales; Salicaceae.